AUGCUCGAAGAAUUGACGAAACGAGUCGAAUCCGACGAAAAGAAAAUAGAGGCGAACGAUAAGAAGGUGGAGAACUACAACUUGAGGAUCGACCAGAUUCCUGGGGUACCUCCGGUGUUGAAAGGACCGGAUUCGAAAAAAUUCGUCCAAAUUCCUUUUCCGCCAAGUGCUGCGCCGAUGAAAAUCCCGAAGAGAUUUCGCAUGCCCGAUAUCCCGAAGUAUAAUGGGACAACGGACCUAAACGAACAUGUGACGGCAUACAUAUUUGCUAUUAAAUGCAACGAUCUCGCCGACGAUGAAAGGGAGUCGGUGCUACUUAAGAAAUUCGGGGAAACCCUGUCCAAGGGAGUAAUGAUAUGGUAUCACAACUUGCCCGAGCAUUCGAUUGAUUCAUUUGCCAUGCUUGCGGAUGCUUUUGUCAAAGCCCACGUCGGAGCCAUCAAGGUCGAAACCCGAAAAUCGGACUUGUUCAACGUCAAGCAACGAGAUGACGAAACGCUCCACGAGUUUGUGGUCCUGUUUCAAAUGGAACGCAUGGACUUACCUGGGUCCGCCGAUGAUUGGGCCGUUCGAGGCUUUUACUCGGGCUCGACUCGAAGCUCGAUCACAUAUGGAGCUAAAGCAAAAUCGAUAGAGUGCCCGACAAUCGCUUGGGUGAUAACCCCGGUAAAUAGAGAAAUCCCAAGGUUGUUCGAGUAUAAUUUCUGCAUCGAUGUAGUAACCAUAGCAGCGGCCGUUAUCCGUAACAGGGAAACAAAGCACCCAAGGCCAAUCCAAUCUGAUCCAGAGAAACGGGAUAAAAGCCUUAUUUGCAAAUACCAUCACACUCACAUCCAUCGAACCGAAGAUUGUCGGCAGUUGAGAGAGGAGGUUGCCUGUCUGUUUAAUUUGGGACACCUUCGAGAAUUUUUAAGUGAACGAGCAAAAACUCACUUCAAGAACGUGGACGCCAACAAGCAGGAUAGAUCGGAAGAGCCUCAGCAAGUGGUCCACAUGAUCAUGGGAGGAAUGGAUGUCCCCCGAGGGCCGGUAGUGAAACGCACCAAAGUUUCCAUAACAAGAGAAAAGCGUAUUUGGAAUUAUGACCCCGACGGCCCCAUCUCGUUCAGUGACGAGGAUAUGGAAGGUAGCUCGGCUACUAUCAUCCGAUGGAGAGUCAUCGAGCAGCUGGGACUACUAGAUCAGAUCAUGCCAGCAAUACGAGUCCUCAACGGAUUCAACAUGGCCUGCGAAACGACGAAGGGUGAGAUCAACUUACCGAUCAACACGACCGGAACUACGCAGCAGACCAAAUUUUAUGUGAUAGAGGGAGACAUGGGAUACAAUGCAUUAUUGGGAAGACCGUGGAUUCACCUCAUGAAAGUGUCCCUCUCAACUAUGCAUCAGGCAUUGAAAUUCUCAACCUCAGAAGGGAUCAAAACCGUUCAUGGUGAGCAACAGGCCGCAAAGAAAAUGUUCGCGGUCGAAAAAUCUGUUACGACGACAAUGAUGCCGGAAUGGAACGAAGGGGAAAGUGCCAAAUAA
This is a messenger RNA of Lycium ferocissimum, 1524 nucleotides long. RefSeq lists its product as uncharacterized. NCBI's taxonomy places the organism in Eukaryota, Viridiplantae, Streptophyta, Magnoliopsida, Solanales, Solanaceae. Bases 1 to 1524 code for a protein of 507 amino acids. The transcript has 3 exons. The record is from RefSeq and is a predicted model, not a curated record.